AUGUUAAUUAAGUGCGAUACAGAGUACCUGCAGGAGGUGAAGGAUACUUUCAGGUUGUCGGUGAUGUUUGCAGUGUGUUGUGCCCAGUGGUUUAUGGUGGCCCAAGUCGCCGCUGUAUAUCAGUUAUCGGCUCAGGACGCCAAGGCCGUGACAAUAAAGGAAGCUGGGACUGAGGACCAAACCGCAGAGGAGAAGGCUACCGCUCAGACGGUCGAAGAGAAAGCCGCCCAUGAAUUCAAGGCACUGGUAGCUGGUGCAGGAGACGCUGCGAAAGAGAAGAAGAAGAAGCGCCGCUCAGGAGGCACGGGUAUUAGUUGA
Messenger RNA from Sphaeroforma arctica JP610, 318 nucleotides. RefSeq lists its product as hypothetical. The transcript is spliced from 2 exons. Lineage: Eukaryota; Ichthyosporea; Ichthyophonida. Bases 1 to 318 code for a protein of 105 amino acids. The record is from RefSeq and is a predicted model, not a curated record.